AGGGAGAAGUGGCUUUUCAAGCCGGCUGUGCAGCCGGAGCACCUGGCGCAUUUGGAGGAGGUGGCAAAGCCAUCUCUGGUGGACCCCGAUCCCUUCGAGUGGACCCCCCAGGAGCGCGCAGAUUUCCAGUACGAGAUGGUUGACGGGAUUGUGCGCGUGUACCGCGGCGACGACCGCGACGAGGAGGCGUUCCCUGUUCCCGGCAACUCCUACGACUUCUUCUCCGACAUGCACUGGGUGCUGCGAAUCAGCGCGAUGGGCCCGACAAAGUCGCUGUGCCACCACCGGCUGAUGCUGCUGGAGCAGAAGUUCCGUCUGCACCAGCAGCUCAACGCGGACAAGGAAUUCCUCGCCCAGAAAUCCGCGCCCCACCGAGACUUCUACAACGUCCGCAAGGCGCGCCCUGUGGACACGCACGUUCACCACAGUGCGUGCAUGCACCAGAAGCACCUGCUGCGCUUCAUCAAGAGCAAGCUGCGCAAGGAGCCGGACGAAGUGGUCAUCUUCAGAGACGGCAAGUGGCUCACCCUCAAGGAGGUCUUUGAGUCCCUCCACCUCACCGGGUAUGACCUGAAUGUGGACACGUUGGACAUGCAUGCGGACAAGAACACUUUCCAUCGCUUCGACCGCUUCAACUUGAAGUACAACCCCUUCGGUCAGUCGCGCCUGCGCGAGAUCUUCAUCAAACAGGCGCGCCCAGCUCAUUUCCUGCAAAUUUGCCUUUGUGACAACCUGCUGCACGGCAGCUUCCUGGCGGAGCUGACGAAGGAGGUGCUGAGCGACCUGGAAGCUUCCAAGUACCAGCACGCGGAGUACCGCAUCUCCAUCUACGGCCGCAAGCGCGUCGAGUGGGACAUUCUGGCCGCCUGGAUCGUGCAGAAUCAGCUCUACUCCGACAACGUCGUCUGGCUCAUCCAGAUUCCGCGCCUGUACGACAUCUACAAGGCGCAGGGCCUGGUGGAUAAUUUCGAGCAGCUGCUGGACAACAUCUUCACGCCCCUCUUCGAGGUCACCGUCGACCCAAAUUCGCACCCUCAGCUCCACCUCUUCCUCAAACAGGUGGUGGGCUUUGACAUGGUGGACGAUGAGAGCAAGCCGGAGAGGCGGCCGGCCAAGCACAUGAAGACGCCGCGAGAGUGGGAGCUCAAACACAACCCGGCGUACGCCUACUACGCCUUCUACACCUACGCCAACCUCUACACCCUCAACAAACUGCGCGAGGCCCGCGGGCUCAACACCUUUGCGCUGCGGCCGCACGCCGGCGAGGCGGGUGACGUGGACCAUCUGGUGAGCGCGCUGAUGCUGUGCGAGAACAUCGCGCACGGCAUCAACCUGCGCAAGAAUCUGCCGCUGCAGUACCUCUUCUACCUGGCGCAGAUCGGCUUGUGCAUGUCCCCGCUGUCUAACAACUCCCUCUUCCUGGACUACCACAAAAACCCAUUUCCCACCUUCUUCGCGCGCGGCCUCUCCCUCUCCCUAUCCACCGACGAUCCCGUGCAGGCGUGUAUUCUCUCCCUUAUCCACCUGACCAAGGAGCCGCUUGUGGAGGAGUACAGCGUGGCGGCUCAGGUGUGGAAGCUGUCAGCCACCGACCUCUGCGAAAUCGCGCGCAACUCAGUCCUCCACUCCGGCUUCCCCCACCAGGUGAAGAUGCACUGGGUGCACCAGUACUACUGGCUGGGGGGUCCCCAGGGCAAUGACAUCCACAAGACCAAUGUGCCCAAUCUGCGCAUGCGAUUCCGCUUUGACAACCACCAGGAAGAGGUGCGAGCAUCUUGCGUACCCCUUUCCUAG
Messenger RNA from Coccomyxa subellipsoidea C-169, 1794 nucleotides. Its product is annotated as AMP deaminase. The transcript is spliced from 10 exons. The record is from RefSeq and is a predicted model, not a curated record. The annotation marks the transcript as partial. Lineage: Eukaryota; Viridiplantae; Chlorophyta; Trebouxiophyceae; Coccomyxaceae. Gene Ontology annotation, cellular component: cytosol. Gene Ontology annotation, molecular function: AMP deaminase activity. Gene Ontology annotation, biological process: IMP salvage; AMP metabolic process.